Cariama cristata (Red-legged seriema) is the source of this 3009-nucleotide messenger RNA. It is a transcript of the gene FMN2, whose product is annotated as formin 2. Gene Ontology annotation, cellular component: nucleus; cytoplasm; endoplasmic reticulum membrane. The record is from RefSeq and is a predicted model, not a curated record. The transcript has 7 exons. The coding region runs from base 118 to 3009 and encodes 963 amino acids. Lineage: Eukaryota; Metazoa; Chordata; Aves; Cariamiformes; Cariamidae. Gene Ontology annotation, biological process: intracellular signal transduction; intracellular transport.
UAACAGGAAUGUGUUAAUGUGGAAGUCUCUGGGAGUGCAAGGACAAUGCAUCUUGAGCUGAACUUGAACAUUGAGAUCCUGAAAUUAUAAAUGAUUCGGUGACAAGCUGAGCUUGCAAUGCAGGCAAUAAAAACCGUGGAAAAAGAAGUGACUUUUAUAAAGGAAAUACUUUUCACAGAAUCCUUCCUAAAGCACCAAGAGUGCAGCAGAAGGCAGGAGCAGCAGCCAUUGGAAGGAGCUGUCUGCAGCUCUCAGUGCUGUACUGAGCAUGUCCCGGCGGAGCCCAGUGCAGGCAGCACAUUAUGCAAAAAGGCAGCUCUAGCAGAUGGGAGAGAGGCACAGCAAGCAUUUGCUUUACCACCGCUUGAAAACAAACGUGAAUCGCUAGAGGGGAUCUCACCGACAGGCCAAAGGAAUGAAAUCGGGGAGCAUGGCUUGAUUACCGAAGGUGGUGCGCUGCAAAAAACCAUGGGGAAUCAAGAUGGGAAGCUGAAGAAAAAUACAGGGGAUGUGCAUGAAGGAGGAGAGGAUGCCUCUGGGCCCAAGGAUACAGAUGGCACAAAGAAGGUAUCGGGGAGCAGAAGGGGACUGGGGAAGCAUGCAAAAGGAAGUGAAUCCGGUAAGAAGAAGGGCAAGUCGGACUCGAGGGCCUCAGUGUUUUCAAAUCUGAGGAUCAGAAAAAAUCUGUCCAAGGCUAAAGAUGGGAACAGUAGUUCACGGGAGGAUGUUUUGGAAAGCCAGGCCUUGCAGGCUGGAGAGCUGGACAGCACUCAUUCAAUUGUUACCAAAACUCCAGAUAUAAGCAUCUCUGCGGAUGAAGGGGGUCUCUCAGACACAGAUGUUGAACAUUUUGAAAUCAGAAAUGAAACUGUCCCAGCUGCUGCAGAGACACAGGAUGGACAAAGGACCAGCUCUGGAUCCGAUACGGAUAUAUACAGUUUCCAUUCAGCCACAGAACAAGAGGAUUUGCUUUCUGAUAUCCAGCAAGCUAUUAGACUGCAGCAGCAGCAGCAGGGGGCAAUUAACAUGGGAACUGAAGACCUUGUCACCAAAACAAUGGGCCAACACAUGGCUAAUUCACAAGCGACCCCCUUAGAUUUUGAACGGUUUCUUUCAGUAACCACCACUGACAAAGAGAGGAGCCCAGACACUGAGGGGGCUUUUCCAGCGCUAUCUGAAAUUGCAGAAAACAUUCCCAUCUCCUGUGCAACUGAACGUGAACUGAAAGAAGCGGUAAAUGGCACAGGCUCUCCUGGUAACGGCUUAUUUGAAACACGGGAACAUAAGCUAUUGAUUGAGGAACAGGAGCAGCUGAUUGCUGGAGUGGAUGCUGUAGCUAGUGAACUAGAAGAUGAUUUAAAUAGAACUGCAGUAGAAAACAGGUCUCAGACACACAGCUCCACACAACCUUUUCCAACCUCAGUAGCAGAUGCUGAGACUAAAAUUGCUGAAGUGCAGGCUGUUGAUUUGCAGGGCUCAGUAACAGAGGAUGGUAUUUCAGAUGCAGGCCCUGAUCGUGCUGCUGAGACUCAGGAAGGGAAACACACUCUGUCAGCCAGUCAAGAGUACCUGCAUAAUGGUUUAUCCACGGAAAUGAAAAAUGGCAUUUUGUCCUCCGAGGGGACGGCAGACAGUCCGAUGCUUGGUUCCCGAUGCUUUAAGCCCUAUCUAAUUAAUCCCUGUUACAUCAAAACCACAACUAGGCAACUGAGUUCUCCCAACCAUUCACCUUCUCCCUCCCCAUCCCAGAGCCCACUUUUUACAAGGAGGCAGGAGUCCUUCCACAAAAAAGAAAAAGUCUCGAUCAAGAAGCAGAGGUCUGCUAGUUUGGCAGGUUUAUUUAGUCGUUCCGCAGACUGGACAGAAGAGGUAUCUAAUCACAAAUGCGAGAUAACGCAGAAGGUGGGCUCUGCAGGCUACUUGGAGCACAAGGAAGUGCCUUUGACUCAUUCAAGAAAGUCCUCAGGGGUGCAGGCUUCUACAGAGACAUUUCCCAAUGUCUUUUCAGGACGAACUCUGCUGGAAAAACUCUUCAGCCAGCAGGAAAAUGCACCACAAGAAGAAGCAGAAAAACUAUGUUCUCGCAUUAUUGCAAUGGGUCUUUUGCUUCCAUUCACUGACUGCUUCAGGGAACCAUGUAAUCAGAGUGCCCAGCAAAGCACACCCACAUUUGAUCAAGACCAGCUUUAUACUUGGGCUGCAGUUAGCCAACCCACACAUUCAUCAGAUUACAUUGAAGGAAGCUUUCCAAGGAGAAUUCCAUCUGUAUGGCCCCCACCCAAACCUCCAGACGAAGAACAAAGGCUCAAAAUUACAGAAGAAGAGUUGAAAUCUACUGUCCUAGGAACAGAGAAACAAUGCACAGAUGAUGUUCAGCGGGAUGAUUUUGAGGUGAAAUCUGAGGAGCGCGCCAGUGUCAUCCAACAACUUGAGCAAACUAUUGAGGAUCUGAGGACCAAAAUUGCAGAACUAGAGAAACAAUUUCCUGCUUCUGAGGUACAGACUGCUGGGAGGGAGCAGGAAAAUGAGCACACGCAUUCGGUCUGUGGGGAGCUCAGCAGUGUGACUCUUCAAACGAAUGAAGAGGAGACUGUACCCAGGAUUGUGUCGCAAGCAAGAUCUGUACAAACGUCACCAACAGAGGAUUAUUUAACACACACAAUGCCUUCAGCCAAUGCACUGCCACAGCCACCCCCACCACCGCACCUAGAAGGGGGCAAAACUGAAGGGCCAACUCAUAAAUUGCCAGCUAUAGAACUACAGCCCACAUUUUGUUCUGAAAUCUCCUUAGUUCUGUCACCGAAGCUAAUCUCAGUGCCACUGGAUACGAGCCGAUCAGUAGAGAGUACACCGCAGUCACCUCUUCCAGCACCCAAAGUUAAUUUGUCCCUUGCAUUUGAAGGAGAGACUGAAAUGCCAGCUUCCCAUCAGCCUCUCGGUACUGUAGCUGUGACUUGUAGUGAACAGCCCCCUUCUUUGCCUCUGGAGCCCACACGUAGCCGAAGCUAA